Messenger RNA from Lolium perenne, 2405 nucleotides. RefSeq lists its product as uncharacterized. The record is from RefSeq and is a predicted model, not a curated record. Lineage: Eukaryota; Viridiplantae; Streptophyta; Magnoliopsida; Poales; Poaceae.
UUUUGUCAUAUGUUGUUGACCUCAAUUGGCUGGUGAUAUAGUCCUCAAUUGGCCUGCAUUUCUGGCCCAUUAAAUCUACUAUUUUCUGUAUUUUGUUCCUGAUGACCUGACCUAUGAGACAUUCCGUUUAUGUUCAUGCACCACCUCAUCUUGAUUGUGUGCUUGCAUUAUGAUUGAACACAUGCAUGAAAUGAAAUGAUCUUAAUUAAUAUACAAUCAGAUAUCAGUACUUGUGGUGCAAUGCCUAUGUAUAACAUGUUACUUGGGUCAUGUGCUAUUCAAAUCUAGACCUUACAAUGGAGUAUAACUGCUCUUUAGACUAUAAUCCUUUUUCAGUAUAUAAAUAUUAGUUAUAAUUAGCAUCCGAACUUUUUAAAUAUUUUUUUGUAAUGACAUUUUCGUGGAUAGCAACUGGUGAAGGCAAUCUACCGCAUAGAGAGAUUCCUAGAAUAAAGUUGUUUAGGUGAUGAUUUCAACAGUUGGUGAGCUAUCUAAACGUUUGGUGAUGCAGGAAGUACUUGCUGUCUGAUGAUAUAAGAGGCAUGAAGCAUCCAUGUUCUCAGCAAAAAGCUGAAAUGGAGGGAUGAGGAAUAUGGAAUUGGAUGAUACAAAUUUACGAGAAGGAUCUGGUUCUGUUCUCACAUGGAAAAGAGGUGGUGGUCAUGGAGUCCAUCCAUAUUCCACAGGGAGAGACCAUGGCUUCUGGCUUGGUUCCUGACAUUUGGCAGUGGAUCCGGAGCCUCCCCAAGCAAUGGAGAGCAAAGGAAUCCCACUCUCUCCAGAUAUGCACUUCACCAUCCACAAACCAAUCUCUGAACCUUGUGGUGAUGAGUAGGCAAUCUGAAACCGAAACCCGUUCAUUCAGUUUGUGUUUCUCCAUCUGUGAUGAUCAUGAUCAAGUCUCACUAUGGAGCCCCAAGCCGAAACCUGCAAAUUACACCACAGACGACGUCGCUACCCAGUUCUUGGUCGAGAUCAUAUGUGGGGUGCUCAGGUAUGGGCCAUACUGUAGCAGCAGGUCAAUCUUGAUGCUGCCAAAUGUGCAGAUGUCUGAAGAUUCAGGCAUGAUGUUGAGCCUGUCGGUCCUGAUGCUGGCAUUCCUGGUCUGCGUGUACGAGGCUCCGUCCACGCUCCGCAGAGAGUUCAUCGGCACCAUCACCGCGCGGCUGACCCAGCACGGCCACGAGAUGCGUCACGCGGCGAGGGAGCUGAUGCUGGCCCUCGGGUCCAGCCUGGAGGAGCAGUGGAUGCGGUCGGUGAACCUGGGCGUCACCAACUGGGUUAUGGAGGCUCUCAGGUCAGGCACGGCGCCGGCGCCACCGCCGCGUUUCGCGGUCUUCACCUACGCUCUGUCGGCGAGCAGGCUGUGGAAGGUGCAGCUGUACUGCCCGGUGGUGGCCAUGACCAUGGAGCACCACCCGUCGUCCCAUCACCACCAACAGCAGCAGCUGGCCAAAGACGAGAGGCUGCUCUUCUCGCUCAACUACCAGCAGCUGGAGAGCGUCAUCCAGUUCGUUUACAGAGUCGCCUUCAAGGAGAACUGGAUAGACGUCGCCGUUAACGUCGACAACAUCAGGUGUGACGUUAUCCAGCUGGUGUCCGAGACUCUCAUGGCGAGGCAGGGGCACGGCUCGGACGAGAAGCACUUCCCGUCGCGCAUAUCGCUGCAGCUGACUCCCCUGGCGCAGUCGGACAUCCUCUCGCUGUCCGUGAGCAGGUCGACGGACAAUCCCGUCCAGGAGGUCGGCGCCGACAAGGGCAUCGACACGACGUUCGGCGCCGCGCCGGCGUCGAUCGGCAUCAGCUUGUCGGCACACGAGACGGUGACGAGGAGCAUGAAGCCCUGGAAGUUCGAGCACUCGGUGCAUGGCAAUACGGCGUCGCUCAGCUGGUUCCUCCACGGCGACGGCGGCGGGGGCAGGGAGGUCUUCUCCAGCGAGCCGCCAAAGCUGGAGCUCUUCCAGCCGAGAUCGUGGUUCAGGAACAGGUACACCAGUCCCAGCAGGCCCUUCACGAGGAACGGCGGAGUGAUCUUCGCCGGCGACGAGUACGGGGAGGCCGUGUGCUGGAGGAUGGGCGCGGCGGCCGCCGGCAAGACCAUGGAGUGGGAGAUCAAGGGGAGGAUAUGGGUCACCUACUGGCCCAAUAAGAAGAGGACGCUGCAUACCGAGACCAGGAGGGUGGAGUUCAGAGAGCUGCUGCACCUAAACAUUGGAGAGUAGACAGCAGAUCUCACCUACAUAACCAUCGUUUGCUUGCUUAGUGUCAGUAAAUUAUGGAGAAACAAAUAAUCAAGUAUAGUAUAAUAGUCUAGAUUACUGGUGUGUCAGUGAAUGUCUGAACUAUGAAAUGCAGCUCAAAUCAGAAGAGUAUAUGGAUGGAGAUCAUGGUUUUAAAUAUCGCUA